AUGGGGCUCGGACAGUCCAGCAAGGCUCCCGUCACUGAUGACACAGACGAUGUAAAUUUUGACCACUUCCAGAUCCUGAGGGCAAUAGGAAAAGGAAGCUUCGGCAAAGUCUGCAUUGUACAAAAAAAGGACACCAAGAAGAUGUACGCCAUGAAGUAUAUGAACAAGCUCAAGUGUGUGGAGAGGAAUGAAGUGAGGAAUGUCUUAAAAGAGCUGCAGAUCAUGCAGAACCUCGAACACCCUUUCCUGGUCAACUUCUGGUAUUCCUUCCAGGAUGAGGAGGACAUGUUUAUGGUGGUGGACUUGCUCUUGGGGGGAGACCUGCGCUAUCACCUGCAGCAGAACGUCCACUUCUCAGAGAGCACUGUCAAACUCUACAUCUGUGAAUUGUCCCUGGCCCUGGGAUAUUUGCGCACCAAGCGCAUAAUACACAGAGACAUCAAACCUGACAACAUACUACUGGAUGAACAUGGGCACGUCCAUCUAACAGACUUCAACAUUGCAGCCAUUGUAAAAGAAGACCUAAAAGCAACGUCCAUUGCUGGAACGAAGCCGUACAUGGCUCCUGAGCUUUUUCAGACCUUCGAGGGGUCCCACCCUGGCUACUCCUUCUCUGUUGACUGGUGGUCACUGGGCAUCACAGCAUAUGAGCUACUGAGAGGACAGAGACCAUAUGUGAUGAGAUCCAGUACACCAGCUAAUGAGAUCCUUCAGACCUUCCACAAGGUCCAUCCUAGCUACCCAGCGGCCUGGUCUUUGGAGAUGAAGUCUCUUCUCAGAAAGUUGCUGUGCAUAGAUGUCCAGACGCGCAUUUCCUGUCUAGCAGAGCUACAGGAUCUGGACUACAUGUCAGAUGUCAACUGGGACGCUGUGCUCAGCAAACAGCUUCCUCCAGGCUUUAUUCCCAAUAGACGGAGACUAAACUGUGACCCUACAUUUGAGCUGGAGGAAAUGAUCCUGGAGUCCAAACCGCUUCACAAGAAGAAGAAAAGGCUUGCCAGGAAAACCAGGGACCAGGGAUCUGAUGGCUCCCCACAGAAUGGUCAGUUGCAGCAGCGACUGGAUAAUGUCCAAAGAGACUUCAUUGUCUUCAACAGAGAAAAGUCAAGGAAAGCAGUGGUGGAUAUAGAGUCCUCUGAGCUGUCCAUGAGUGAGAAGAACAAGGCAAUAGAAGAUGGACAGAACAACAAUGUUGAACCGGCUGCCUACUUAUCAGGAUAGGGCUCAUGACUCGAAAUCCCUACUUACUCCCUUAUCACCUGCACCUGCCCACAGCUUGUAGAUCAGCAAUUUACACUCAGACACCUAUUGUUCAGCACAGGCACUCAGAUUCGGUCUUCAAUGUUCCUGCACCACUACAUUGAUAAGAACACAAAUGCAGAAUGCACCACUGAUCACACACAGAAACCACAUUAUCAAGUGCUCCAGAACUGUAGUGAAAUGGAACCCUGGAGCAGCAGCCAUGCCACAGCCAGGCUUUUUCGCUUUACCGUCACAGAGAAGACUGACUCUCAGCCGAGUGACACUCAUAUCAUGCUUCCUUACAUCACUCUGGUGCUCUAAGGUCUGCUCAACCUCUACUCUGGGCAGUGUGCUGAAAUGAAGAGGGAGUCACUCCCCUGCCAAAAAGGAGACAAUGCCGCACCUACUCAGCUGUCGCAGGAA
This is a messenger RNA of Micropterus dolomieu (smallmouth bass), 1665 nucleotides long. RefSeq names its product serine/threonine kinase 32A (gene stk32a). Lineage: Eukaryota; Metazoa; Chordata; Actinopteri; Centrarchiformes; Centrarchidae. The record is from RefSeq and is a predicted model, not a curated record. Gene Ontology annotation, molecular function: G protein-coupled receptor binding; ATP binding; G protein-coupled receptor kinase activity. The transcript has 12 exons. The coding region runs from base 1 to 1221 and encodes 406 amino acids. Gene Ontology annotation, biological process: protein phosphorylation; regulation of signal transduction; G protein-coupled receptor signaling pathway.